Messenger RNA from Oncorhynchus gorbuscha (pink salmon), 1567 nucleotides. RefSeq names its product mitochondrial import inner membrane translocase subunit TIM44-like. The transcript is spliced from 13 exons. Gene Ontology annotation, molecular function: protein-folding chaperone binding. Bases 110 to 1459 code for a protein of 449 amino acids. The record is from RefSeq and is a predicted model, not a curated record. Gene Ontology annotation, biological process: protein import into mitochondrial matrix. NCBI's taxonomy places the organism in Eukaryota, Metazoa, Chordata, Actinopteri, Salmoniformes, Salmonidae. Gene Ontology annotation, cellular component: mitochondrial inner membrane.
UUAGCAACCGCGUGACGCAGCAUAACAACCUGAGCACGAUUGGUCGACAGUCUGCGGGGUGGGGCGUUAGACGUUCCUCCAUUCAUUGCCCAAUGCAUUCAAGAUCAAGAUGGCAGCCUCCGUGUGUCGGUGCUAUGAGCUGGUCGGAAGACGUCUUCUACUCCUGCCAUCCCGUGCUGUCGUCUCCUCAUUCAGUAGAGGAGAUGCCUACAGGAUAUGUUGGUCUCCGGCUGUCCCUGUGCAGGUGCGGUAUGCGUCAGAACGACCUAGUCGUAAAGGCUUCUUCGGGGAGUUUGUGGAGAACCUGAGGCAGGAGUUUGGGAAGGACAAGGAGAUGAAGGAGAAUAUCAAGAAGUUUAGAGAGGAGGCCAAAAGGCUGGAGGAGUCGGAUGCCCUGCAACAGGCUCGGAGGAAAUUUAAAACAAUUGAAUCAGAGACGGUAAAGACCUCUGAGGUGUUCAAGAAGACCCUGGGGACUCUGUCUGAGACUGUGAAGGAGGGCUUUGAGGAAGUGACCCGUACAGACCUGGGAAAGAAGAUCAAGGAGGGGGUGGAGGAGGCAGCCAAGACGGCCAGGCACUCUGCUGAGUCUGUGUCCAAGGGAGGAGAGAAGCUGGGAGCUACCAGCGCCUUCAGGGCCAUCUCACAGGGGAUGGAGUCAGUGAAGAGAGAGAUUGAUGUGGUAGACGAUGGUACCUAUAGGGCUCCUUCUCAACUCAGGAAAAGAAGUGAAUUCUCCUUCAAGGGAGGGGAGAGUGACAACCGUGUCUUUGAGGCCAAUGAAGAGGACAUGGGUGUUGUUCUGCACAAGGAUUCUAAGUGGUACGCACAGUGGAAGGACUUCAAGGACAACAAUAUGGUUUUCAACAGGUUCUUUGAAAUGAAAAUGAAAUAUGAUGAAAGUGACAACGCCCUUGUCAGAGCAUCUCGAGCCGUGACCGACAGAGUCACCGAUCUGCUAGGUGGUCUCUUCUCGAAGACUGAGAUGUCUCAGGUGCUGACCGAGAUCUUAAAGGCAGACCCCAGCUUUGACAAGGACUCCUUUCUCAAACAGUGUGAGAAGGACAUCAUCCCCAACAUCCUAGAGGCUAUGAUCCGUGGAGAGCUGGAGGUCCUGAAGGACUGGUGUUAUGAAGCUACAUACAGUCAGCUGGCCCACCCUAUCCAACAGGCCAGGGCCCUGGGUCUAAUGUUCCAGUCCAAGGUCCUAGAUAUAGACAACAUAGAUUUGGCGAUGGGGAAGCUCAUGGAUCAAGGCCCUGUGCUGAUCAUCACGUUCCAGGCCCAGGUGGUCAUGGUGAUUCGUAGUCCCAAGGGAGACCUGGUGGAAGGGGAUCCAGAGAAGGUGUUGAGGAUGAUGUACGUGUGGGCUCUGUGUCGGGACCAGGAAGAGCUCAACCCCAACGCAGCCUGGAGACUACUGGACAUCUCUGCCUCCAGCACUGAGCAGGCUCUCUGAGAGACCAGGGAAGGAGAAGAGACAGAGGGACACUCUUAGGACACACACUCAACCCAGUAUACACACACACACACACACACACACACACACACACACACACACACACAC